CUCCACCUGCUCUCCGCUCCGGCUUAGCCGCGGGCCCUCGGGUCCCCACAGAUGGAAUGAGGGGGAACCGUGCCCGAACCAGCCAAGGGUCAGGUGGGAAGAACUUUGUUCAGAAGCAGCACCGCGGGCCUCGGUUAUGCCGGUGGAAAUCAGGAAGUGAGCUGCUUGCAGCUCUUGGACAGUCGCCUGCCCCGUGUUCCUGUCUCUUAACACUGUGUGCGGGGCCACGUUGUGGAACAGUCUGAUGGGGCUGGCUCAGAUGAGGGCGCGUGGUGCCACUGGGCCCUCGGCUUCCCUCAGGGCAGCCGACACGCACCAGCCCCGUGCUCUGGAGGAGAUGGAGGAGGACACACACGGUGCUUUCUCCAGACAGAUACCUGGCCGCCUUUCUGGAUUUGUCAGAACCCUGUGCAUGGGAAGUGGGAAACUCAACUUUGAAUAUCUGCUUUUACCUUCAGGUGUCACGUCAGCUUUUUUAAUACUGGUGAUGUAAUUGCAAAAGCACACAUAAACAGUUCGGAAGGUGUGAGAAGAAAUCCACAAGUCACACGGGAAAACAGCCACCAAGCCAGCAUUCAGGCUGGGAUUCAUCCACUGUGCGGAACCAGUUGUGCUGCCAGUGGGUCAAACUGCGUAUCCUGAAAUUGAGCGAAAAAGAAGUGUGAUACGAGAAACAUUUGUUUCGUACCAAAGAUACAGUGGGAAAUAGCAAGGCAGAUCCAAUACGGGCUUCACGCUCACAGAGCUUAAUAGGGAAAGCAAGACAUUUAUAUGAAAGAAAUAGAGUACACGGCAGAACAUGCCAGAGGGCGUGCAGCCCGGGAGCUCGGGGGAGGGGUGGGGUCGCCCUGGCGGAAUUAGGCCAGUGGAGAGGACGGACUUGUGGAAUACAAGGAGGGGGCAGCCCCAGCUCUCAGGCAGCUCUGUGUUUAGUCGUAGAGAUGCAUAAACAGAUAAAUUACCGUGGAAAGUGGUGAAUGUUAUCACUGGGGCCGUGGAACCGUGGAGGACAGUCAUCAGUCCCUGGGAAGGUGGGCAGGAGCUGACCUUCAGGCUGGGUCUUGAGGACCACGGGGUUUGCCCCCAAGGGCAGGGCUGGCUCUAGGGAUGCUUCCAGGCAGAGGGAAUGGUAAGAUGCUUAUGUGACACCAGCGUGACCUUUUAUACUGCAUUGUCCUUGCAGGUGAAUCAAACAGCCCUCCUGGAACGAUUCAGGGUGGGAAGGGUCUGCAGGGUAAGAGUCAGUUUAGAACCAUCGCUCCAAAACUUGCGCCCCAAGUCCUGGCGCCCAGAGUGCUCCCGGGCCCGGCGCCCUCCCUCUCUGACCACGCGCAUCCAGGCCCGUCCCUCGGCUCGAAGGCCCUGGGGAUGCCCCCCCAGAAUUACGCGCUGAUGCAGGUGGCCGGCCAGGAAGGGACCUUCUCUCUCGUCGCUCUGCCACACGUCGCCUCGGCUCAGCCACUCCAGAAACCCAGACUGCCUCUGCCCAAGAACCUGAAGCUGCCCAUCCCCCGGUACCAACGCCCAGGACAUAGCAAAGGAGCCAGAAAGAAACCGGCGUUCAGCUCCUCCGACAGGGGCUGUAGCCAAGCUCCCGCCCAAACCCAAGCGGCCCCUCCCCUGCCUGAGCAUCCCGAGGCCCCGCACAAGCCCAGCCCACCCAAGCCGGCGCUGGCACCCGGCCAGGCCCCGGCCUCGCUGACCAAUGGGGGUGGCCAUGGAGACCCUGGGCCUCCAGGGACCAGCGACCACGGAGGUCGGGACCCUCCCGCCGCCCCAGCGCUGUCCACGCCGGAGGAGCCCUCUGCCGAGCGGGGCCUCCCGAAGAGUUCAGGGAGAGCAGGCGUUGCAGGCGAGAAGCCCUCCAGGAAGCCUGCUGUUUCCAGGGGAGAACUUAGAGAACAGGUCGACCUUGCCAGAGCUGCGAGCCAUUUGUCGCCAGGCGUUACUGGAAACGCGGUUCAGGUGGUCUCUUCCAUCCCCGGAGGUAAAGUGCCCAUCCUGCCCUACUCAAGAACGAGGGCGUCGCAAGUUUACAAAGGCGGAGCAGCUGUGAACCUUGCGGAUGUUUCUCUCCCUGGGCUCGGGGCAGCCGGUGAUAAGACCUCCUCCGUCCCGGAAGGCUUCUGUUCGGCCCCCCGGGUGGCCGACAGGGGACCUGCCCCACAGGUGUCGAGGCAGAGCCCCUGCGACAGUGCCUACUGUCCGGCCACCAAAGCCGACCUCAACCACAAAACAAAACCGAACGGCGGGGCAGCCAAGAGAAGAGGAAGAAAACGGAAAGUCCCGGAUGAACUUCUGACAUUUCAGGGUAAAAGGAGGAAACGUGUCAUUAAUAAGUGUAAAGAUGGCAAAGAAAGAGCCAAAGCCGAUCCCCAAGAAUCCAAGGACCAAACACCUGGGGCUGUGAAAAAAUACCGUAGCAUCAUGCCCAAACCUGUCCUGGUCCUGCCGGCCCUGGCUCCCCUGGCCUCGCCCGCGCCCACAUUACAGCCCCCCGCGCCCGGCAGCCGGGGGCUCGCGUCGUUCAAUCACUCCCUCGCCCCCGAGCAUCCGGGCUGCAGGCCGGACGAAGGCCCCUGCCCGAAGCCCGGCUCGGCCUUCAGAAAUGGGUUCUCCGGCCUCAAGAAGCCUUGGCACGGAUGCCACGUGUGCGAGCACACCUUGCAGCCCAAGCAGCACCUCCGCGAGCACGCCAGCACGCACGCCGACCGCCGGCCCUACAGCUGCCGCCUCUGCCGCAAAGCCUACGUGCGGCCGGGCAGCCUGAGCGCACACGUGCGGCUGCAUCACGGCGACUCCCGGCCCAGGAGGCUCGUGUGCUGCGAUUUCUGCGCGAAGGUGUUCGGCCACGUCAGAGUCUACUUCGGCCACCUGAAAGAGGCGCACGGGGUGGCCGUCAGCACCGAGCCGCAGCCGCAGCCGGGGGACCUGCUGAGGACCAGGAAGCAGACUGCCCGAGGGAUGGAGGGACCGGUGGACAGGGAGACCAAGUCCAGCCUGGAAGAAGACCUCCUUCUGAACCAGGCUGACGAGGUCAAAUUCCAGAUCAGAUGUGGCCGCUGUCAGAUCACUGCCCAGUCUUUUGCUGAAAUCAAGUUCCACCUGCUUUACGUUCAUGGAGAGGAGAUCCAGGGCCAGUUGCAAGAGGAGAUCUCACCCUCCCCGGGAAGCAGGGGAGCUCAGGGAGAACUGGUUCCACAGGCUGCUCCUUUCUGGGAACAUCCUGAGAGAAGAAAGCAGCUUAAGCACCGUCCCUUGGACGGGGAACUCUGUGCCGUCCCCAGAUUGAAAAAGCAGCUCUACCUCCGUCAUCAGAAUGAUGUGGAGAUACUUGCGAAACAUGAAGGUGCCCAGCCAGGACCCAGUGAGCCCGGAGGACACCCCCAGGGCAGCGAGGGCCCCGAGGGCCCCGGCCCUGACGCUGCCCUCUCCCCGCCGCGGCCUGGCUUUAACUGCGUCCUUUGUGCACAGACGCUGGGGAGGAGGGAAGAACUGCUCCUGCACUGGGAAGAGCAGCACAAGUGCGAGGACCCGCCGACUCUCUGGACGCUUCUCAGCGCACUCUCCAGCCAGGGUGCCGUCCAGCGUUCUGGCGAAAGCGGAAAGUGAGAGAGACCGGAAGGAAAAUGAGACAGCGAAAGCGGAAAGUGAGAGAGACCGGAAAAUGAGACGGCGAGCCGAGGGGGAAGGGGAGGCGCUCUCUCCGCUUCCUCUGUUCCGUGGAGGUGCUUCACGACAGAAAUCAAGCAAGUUAGGGUCAGCGUUAAUGAGCAGAAGUGAUUUCUGUACCUACUUUUAUUCUUCUAUGAAAUAUAUAUGUACAUAUGCCCUUGAUGCAUAUUUUUCUAACAUAAUGCAGUUUUAUUUUAAAAUUCUAUGUCCUGUUAGUAUCUGAGACUUUAUUUCAGAUUCAAUAAAAAGAUAAAUUUGCAGAUUGAA
Balaenoptera musculus (blue whale) is the source of this 3942-nucleotide messenger RNA. It is a transcript of the gene ZNF438, whose product is annotated as zinc finger protein 438. The record is from RefSeq and is a predicted model, not a curated record. Gene Ontology annotation, biological process: regulation of transcription by RNA polymerase II. Gene Ontology annotation, molecular function: DNA-binding transcription factor activity, RNA polymerase II-specific; sequence-specific DNA binding. The transcript is spliced from 3 exons. Bases 1369 to 3612 code for a protein of 747 amino acids. Gene Ontology annotation, cellular component: nucleus. Lineage: Eukaryota; Metazoa; Chordata; Mammalia; Artiodactyla; Balaenopteridae.